UAUCCUUGGUAUUGGGCAUAAGAUUAAAUCGCGUAACAAUCCUGAUUUUCGCGUUGAAAUAAUUAAAAACUUUGCUAUAACCAAUUUUCCUUCCACAAAAUUACUUGAUUAUGCGCUAGCGGUAGAAGAAAUAACUACUGCUAAAAAGGAUUCACUAAUUCUUAAUUUAGAUGGAGCGAUCGCUGUUUGUUUUGUUGAUUUAUUACGUGAAUCAGGUGCAUUCACCAGAGAGGAAGCUGAAGAAUAUAUCAAGAUUGGUGCAUUGAAUGGAUUGUUUGUACUUGGUAGAAGUCAUUAUUUAGACCAAAAACGAUUGAAACAAGGUCUUUAUAGACAUCCUUGGGAUGAUAUUUCUUAUUUAGUGCCGGGAGUAGAGACAGGUCGUACAUUUGUUAAUCCGGAUGAAGUAGAGAAAAAAAGUGCAUAA
This is a messenger RNA of Dentiscutata erythropus, 427 nucleotides long. NCBI's taxonomy places the organism in Eukaryota, Fungi, Glomeromycota, Glomeromycetes, Diversisporales, Gigasporaceae. The record is from the annotation of a GenBank genome assembly.